Rubroshorea leprosula is the source of this 1810-nucleotide messenger RNA. Lineage: Eukaryota; Viridiplantae; Streptophyta; Magnoliopsida; Malvales; Dipterocarpaceae. The record is from the annotation of a GenBank genome assembly.
GGUGGGGAAUAAAAACUGUUAUGGCUGGAAAUGUUUGGGAUGCCUGCCAUCAACAUGAAGGUUUUUCAGUUUCAACCAGCAUGAGUAAGGGCUGGGAAAUAGCUUGGUUUGUAUUGUCUGGACAGUUUGGACCACCAGGAAUGAGAAGUUAUUUAAUAGAGGAUAUAUCUGCUUUGCCUUCAGCUUUAUUCAUUCCUUCUUGAGCAACUUGUAACAUGGAUUGACGACACAUUUUUUUGUGAAAUGCUUCAGCAUCCAGAAGACCAUCGAACGAUACCAUGUAUGCAAAAGAAAUUCCAACUCACAAGCCGGAAAUGAAACAACACAUGCUGGGAGCUGUUGCGUCAAGGAUUGGGCUCAUGUUCUAUUGAGGAACUUCAAGAGAUUGAUAGCCAGCUAGAACAAGGCUUGAAAAAAAUCUGGCAAGAAAGGUUUGCAAUCUUUAGAUUUGUAUUUAGGCUAAAAGUAACUACAGUAAUGAAUUAAUACAUGAUUACAAGACUUUUGCUUUCCAAAGUACAUUAGCAUUUGAGUUACUAUCAAAUGAGCUUUUUGGCAUAUUUAUAGAGAGUAUUUGCACCAUUAUUGGAUCCUUUAUACACAUACAACUGUCACAUUUCCUUAGACUCGCCUUCUCCUUAGGUUACACUCAUAGACAGUGGUCCAAAAUCUCCUCCGUGAUAUGGGACUGGAGUCUCUAUCUACAUGCAAGGGACUUGGGCUUGUUGUUCCUCAUAUCAUCAACUAGAUUCUUCAUUGUGCCAUGCAUUUACCUACAUACAAUUCUUAGGCAUUUCUUGUAAAUUGUUUUUAUUUGUAUGAGAGUACAUAGACUAAACAUGUUAUGUUCGAUAUUAUAGGCCCAGUUGUAUGAGUAGACACUAGCGGAACUGCAUGAGGAGGGGGUUAGGUAUAAGCUUUACCCCAAGUUAAAAAAAAAUUAGAAAUAAAGAGGCAUAGAUUAAGGUUGUAGGAGAAAACAUGUCAAAUGUCUUUACCUAAAUCUCAUUGUACAGACAAGAAAAAAGUUUAGAGGUAGGAUUGAAAAGAAAAAGGCCCUACUUUCCAUCUCUCUUUGGUUCCACCAUUGCAAGUAGAUACAACAAUUAAAACCAAAGGUAAGAAUAAGCCCCUCCAUUGAAUUAAACAAAUAUUGCUUUCUCAAUCUUCUAGCUCUAAGCUUCUAAAAAAUGUACCUUGUUUUUCUCUCAUAUUACAUUUUUAGUUUUAAUUCAGGAGAGAAUUUUGUUAGAAAAAAAUGCAAAGUUAUGCAAAAAAGUGAGCCUUUCAUUUUCGAAUCUGGGUAGGAGUUUUUUUUUUUUCUCACCUAAAAAGGCCCUAUUGUUUUGUAGUCCAAAAUGACACUAGAUUGCAAAAACUAAGCCAUUAGAAGAUGGGGUUACCUUACAAUGAAGACCCCUUUGUCUAAUCUCUCUUAUUUAUCAAUAUGGUGCAAUUAAGAUUGGGAAACACUUAGAAAUGAAAAAAAAUUAAACUAACUCUCUUUUGAUAUGGAUUUUAGUGUAGUUGUCGAGCUAUGGCACAACAAAGGAAAGCAGUAAAGAUUGCACCCAAAAUAAACCUUGCUUAGAGGUUGUGACAGAAUUGUGAUGGAAUUGUUCAUCCGAUUGUUGUAAAACCAUUAACAUCAAUCGUCUGAAUUUACUUUAUAGUUGAAAUUAUUGUGUUAUCUCAAAUAAUGUUGUAUGAUCGGUGUAUGUGGUUGCUUAGUCCACUAUUUUCUCAUAAAUUUUUUCUUUUUUAAUUGUAUAUAACCUAAAUGUAACUAUAAUAUAUAGUGUAAGAAUAC